CUUAUGUGCUGUCCUCCAUCCCAGGAAGUCGUCUCCUUUGUAUGUGUGGGACUGGUUCUUCCUGCCUUAGGAUAGUGAUUUGCAUGUGUCCUCAGUGAACCGUGUCCUGGUUAUUUCAAAUAUUCUGUCCUUUUGGGGAAUCUCCACUCUUGACACAUCGGAGCUGGGGAAUUCCUCGCCGGCUGGGGACCUGACCCUGCCCUUCCUGGGUCACCUCUCCCCAGCGGCCCCUCCUCACCACCCGCUCUAUAUAAACCCCUGGACGGGGACAGAACACCAGUCCCGGCCCCUGGAUUUGCACCUAGAAUGCUGCUGUUACUGCUGCUCUCCACGGCCUUUAUCCCGUUGCAUUCCGCUCGGGUCAUCGGGGGUAAGGAGGCCUCGCUCACCUCCAGACCCUACAUGGCCCAUGUGGAAAUCGGCUCCGUGGGGAGCUGCGGGGGCAUCCUGAUCCGGGAGGACGUGGUGCUGACGGCGGCUCAUUGCAACUGCAACCUGGGCAACAUCUUUGUCUACCUGGGAGUCCAAGACUUCAUGAAACCAGGACAGAGCUGGCAACGGAUCCGGGUCCGUCGCUGGGUCCAGCACCCCGACUUCAACAGCGAGAACUAUGACAAUGACAUUAUGCUAAUGAAGAUGACACACGCUGCAGAGCUGAACGAAUGGGUCGGGACCAUCCCUCUGCCAGAGGCCGAUGUCCCUGUCACCCCAGGUGCCGAGUGCAGCGUCGCCGGGUGGGGUCGGAUGGGCGCGAACACCAGAACCGACAGGCUGCAGGAGGCGGAGCAGGAGGUGAUGUCGGACGACAUGUGCCAGGACCGGUACUGGCAUUACGACCCCUCGCGCAUGCUGUGCGCUGGCAGCCCCUACGUCAAGAAGGCAGCUUUCCAGGGCGAUUCCGGCGGGCCCCUGGUGUGUGACGGCGUGGUGCAGGGCAUCGUCUCCAAUGGAGAUCCGGACGGGCGCCCCCCCAGCAUCUACACAAGGAUCUCCAAAUUCAUCCCUUGGAUCAAUGCAACUUUGGAGAAGUUGAGUUGAAGGAGACACUUCCCGUUGAAGGGCCCAAUUCCCCAGAUGGGUCUUCAUACCUAUGGGGAACCCUGAGGGAGUUUACAUUAGAAUAUUUAUAAUAGCGUUAGAGAUGUCAUGAAUGGGUCCGUCAUGAAACACUUUUGGGGCUGGAAACGCCUUUUGAUAUUAGAAAAUUUGUUCUUUUGUAUUGUCACCCCAAACGGCUGGUCAAUAUUUGGGUCCUACCGAUGGCCCGGCUGGGAGCAGAAAUUGACAAUAAUUUUAGUAUUUCCUUUGGUGCAAUCUGGUUUAUUGACGAGGAAUAUCGGAAGAAUUCCCUAAACACAGCGGGAUUCAAACAGCCACAGAGAGGUCCCGUUUGCUGUCCCGCGCCUGACUCUGUGCCCCAAAAGCUGCCUCUGACAGCCACAAUCAUAUACUUCUGCAUUGUGUUUGCCUGGCUGUUUCCCUGCAUUUCCCUUCCUUCUGUCCUCAGGUCUCUCCGUCUGUGCUGUGACUGGCCGAUGCAAAUGCCCCACGGCCCCAGACCAAUAAUCAGUGAAUUUUUUUCUCUCCUGAGUUGAUAGAAUUCCCGUGUUUGUAUAAAAGCUUUGGACGGGGAGCCGAGUUAGCCUGCAACUGGAAAAACUUAAACCAACAAAUAGUCUAGCAGCACUUUAAAGAUGAACAAAACACGUCGAUGGGAUGUCGUGAACAUAGCCCACUUCUUCAGAUGUAGUGAAGCUUCAGAGGGGGAGCCGCGUUAGUCUGUAACUGGAGAAACUUAAAAAACAACUUACCAGCUUGUUGUAACUUGAACAAUCUAAUCCACUAUCUCUUCCUCUUUCAUUUCUCCCCUCCUUCCCUUAUUUCUUCUUGGGUCUGGACUUUUAAUACUCCAGUCAUCUGAAGAAGUGGGCGUUGCCCACGAAAACUCAUGAUCUCAUCUACAUUUUUUGUUAGUCUUUACGACUACUAGUUGUUUUUUUCAGAUUUUCACGUGUAUAGGAUAUGACAUCCGCUGAGAGGAUUCUGCAGUGGGGUAGAGUUUUCUCAGUUGAAUUCUAUAGCCCGUGGACCCAUGUGUCUCCUCUUUAUACCUGAUCCUUUCUCCAAAGGUUUUCCACCAUUAAACUCCCUACCUGGCUUAAAAACUUCCUUUCACCCAGCCAGAGAGUAGCACAGCAGCCUUGUGGCUUAGAAGGCCAACCUGCCGUCGCAAAGCACGGACAGUCAGACUUAACAGCACAUCAACACUGGGUACUCAAAUGGCCACGUGAAAAAAAACCUGUGAAAUUUCAAAACUUUGUUUCACACAUUUUGAGCUGGACCCAACUUCUACUUUUUUAAAGUUUUUUUUUUUUUUUUUUUUUUUUUACUGUUUCCUCUCCUACGCCUAUGUCUAUUUAAUUAUUUAUUAUUGUGAUUCUGACGGGAGAUUGGAAACUCCACAAAGGACGGGAACCCAGAAAGUGUGGCUGGGAGACAUGGGGACAAAAGAAAGAAGUGGGUGUUGCCAGCUAUUUGGAACAUGUCCAAAACAGAUGCUGGUUUGGAAAACCAAUGACACUUGAAAGGGCGAAUAAAAGUCCUUUGUUUUUAUGAAUAAAAACGUU
Molecule: messenger RNA, 2627 nt
Organism: Pelodiscus sinensis (Chinese soft-shelled turtle)
Lineage: Eukaryota; Metazoa; Chordata; Testudines; Trionychidae
Product: duodenase-1-like
Biological process (GO): proteolysis
Molecular function (GO): serine-type endopeptidase activity
Source: RefSeq, a predicted model, not a curated record